Messenger RNA from Fukomys damarensis (Damara mole-rat), 1131 nucleotides. RefSeq names its product DnaJ heat shock protein family (Hsp40) member C4 (gene Dnajc4). The coding region runs from base 257 to 982 and encodes 241 amino acids. The transcript has 7 exons. The record is from RefSeq and is a predicted model, not a curated record. Lineage: Eukaryota; Metazoa; Chordata; Mammalia; Rodentia; Bathyergidae.
AAAAAGCACGAGCCCAGCCUGUUUUCCCCUCAGCAAGCUGAGAAUGAGUGCCGUGACUUCCACGCCAGGCACUGGUAAGGGUCCUGGACAUCUGUAGGGUGGAAGCAGCCCUGAAAUGUCGCACACUGGGGGUUGGGCAGCGGCUGGGUGCAAAGCCUCAUUAAGGUAAGGACAGCCACGCACAGCCCAGCCUGCAGGUAGAUGGGGUGUCCACGGACAGCUGGAGUGCAGAGGAGGGGUCCCGACAUCUGAGCCAAUGAGAACCAGGGGCGGGGCCAGCAUUGGCGCAGAAAAUGGCGGAGACCUCGGAGUCUCUGCCUGUCCACCGCCAUGCCGACCUUACUGGCCUUGCUGCCCCUGCGCCUGUGCCGUCUGUGGCCCUACAACCCUCCCGCCCGGUUUCUCUCGGCGGCCGCAGGGCAGCGGUCUGGCCCCAGUAAUUAUUAUGAACUGUUGGGUGUGCAUCCCAAUGCCAGUGCGGAAGAAGUUAAGCGAGCUUUUUUCAUCAAGUGCAAAGAGCCGUGAGCAGAGCCGCCGCAGCUAUGACAACCAGCUCUGUUCAGCCAGCCCCCCAAAAUCGCCAGGGACCACAGCCUACCCCAAGUCUGCCAGACAAACACACAGCAGUUCCUGGGCACCCCCCAACGAACAGUACUGGGCCCAGUUUCAUGGUGUGAGGCCACAGGGGCCUGAGUCACGGCAGCGGCAGCAGAAACACAACCAGCAGGUGCUGGGGUACUGCCUCUUGCUCAUGCUUGCAGGCAUGGGCCUGCACUACAUUGCCUUCAGGAAGUUAGAGCAGAUGCACCGAAGCUUCAUGGAUGAAAAGGACCGGAUAAUCACCGCCAUCUACAACGACACACGGGCCCGGGCCAGGGCCAACCGAGCGAUGCUCCAGCAGGAGAGGCAUCGGAGGCUGCAGCCGCCGGCCCCUAGGGCUUCCUCCGGCUCCGGGCUCAUGCCCCCUGGCACUGGCCCCUGAGGGACUCUCUAGGCCCGCAGACGUUCGCUCCUCGCUGAAGCCCAGACUUGUGCACUCCCCAAGGCGCGCAAUAAAGCAAUUCUCUGAGCUCUGGUCGGACCGCUCCUUCAGAUCCCGCGCCGCCCCCCUCUAGAGCGGCUACGGCUACU